This is a messenger RNA of Cloeon dipterum, 2704 nucleotides long. RefSeq names its product transcription factor hamlet-like. The record is from RefSeq and is a predicted model, not a curated record. Lineage: Eukaryota; Metazoa; Arthropoda; Insecta; Ephemeroptera; Baetidae. The transcript has 3 exons. Bases 570 to 1637 code for a protein of 355 amino acids.
UUAAGACUGUUAGAAAUUUGAGACUCCAAUCAUUUAUCAACCACUUCAGUCAACCAAAAAAGUAGAAUGGAGGCUGUCACUCGAUUACACUUCCGCCGUCGUGCCUAACGAAAAUACAGGAAGACCGCGACCUAGGUCAAAGGGAAGCGAGACGACAUGCCGAGCCAAGCUGUCCAGUGACGCGCGGGCCCUUUUCCAGGUCGUGCUCGGCGGCGGCUCAAAGGGCCUCGGGAGCUUAACAAAGAACGGCCGGAUCGCGUAACAAACAAUUAGCAGGCGACGCGCGCGUUUAGAAAGGAAAAGUGUUUGGCGCCCCUCCCCUUCGCCCUGACGGCCCCUCCCUCCCCGCCAGCGCGCGCUAACGGGAAAGAGCGUGCGCUGGCUGGCUCGGGGGGCGGCGGCGUGGGUGCCACUCCGAUGGUCCGGCGGACGCGCGCUCCAGCGUCUUCAGUCAGUCGGUGCUUCAGUGGCCCAGCCGCAGCAGCCCCGCCAAGUGCCCCACGGACCCCGACGAUACACCAGCCCGGCUCGCACGCCCUCUCGCCAGCAGAGGUCGGCCUGGACUCCAGAUGAGCGUGGUCGGGGCGUCGCUGCCGUGGUACUGCUUUUACCCGCGGGCCCCCCUACACCAGCCGCCGUCCAGCCCCCCUCCGGCGCCGGGGCGCCGCCAUGUUGUGGUGAGCAUGCGCGAGAAGGACUCGAGCCCGCGCAAAAUGAUCGGCCGCUACAGCUCACGCGCCGAUGGCGGUUCGCCCAAGCAGGCGGCUGUCUACCCCAUCGAGUCGGCGCGGCACCGCGUCGAGCCCGCCGACGUUGACGAGCCGUUUGACCUGUCGUCGCGGCAGGUGACGGCUUCGCCACCGGCGGCGCCGCCGCAGCAGGCCGGCGGUGACCACUCAAGAGACGAGCAGCCGCUUGACCUGCGCAUGGAACACAAGAAGACACGACGCGAUGAGAACCGCAACCUCGUGAUGCGCACCCCUUCCCCUCCCCAGCCACCGCCCCUGGCUGCGCUCUACCCCAUCGUGCUGGAAGCAAUGCAGCCACAUCGCUUCCGGCCCUACGCCGCUCCCUUCCUGCCACCACCACCUCAGCCGUGUCCCCAACCCAAGGUGCUGGACAACAAUAACAGCCCCUCAGCGGCCAACCACAAUGUGCCCCCUCCCCCUAACGGAGUGCCAGGCACCAAGCCUAGGGACCGCUACGCCUGCAAAUUUUGCGGAAAGGUUUUUCCUCGCUCCGCCAACCUGACGAGGCACUUGCGCACGCACACAGGUGAACAGCCGUACAAAUGCAAGUACUGCGAACGCUCGUUCAGCAUCUCGUCCAACCUGCAGCGCCACGUGCGCAACAUCCACAACAAGGAGAAGCCGUUCAAGUGUCCGCUUUGCGAGAGGUGUUUCGGCCAGCAGACUAAUUUGGACCGCCACCUCAAGAAGCACGACGCCGAUGGACCGACUAUCCUGGACCCAAGGGGUCCCUCGGGAAUGGUGGGAGCCCCGCGGGCACCCCACGACGCCUACUUUGACGAAAUUCGCUCGUUUAUGGGCAAGGUAGGCGCACGUCGGCGUCGCUUCUCGGACGCCUCCAGCGCCGCCUCCUCGCCCGCCUCCGCGUCACCUCCCCUACACGAGUGACGCUACGACCAGCGUACCUGAAGAGCGCCCCCCACCACCCUGAAUUGUGCCCCUCCACCUCGAGUUACCAGCUUGUUUCAUUGACUUCAUCCGUUUUCAUUCUCGUAUAGGCUUAAGGUUAUUUUUUGCGUUUCAUCGCCUUCAUCAUCUAAUUUAAUUUAAUUCAUCCUCAUUAACCAUCAUCAUCCCGCGCUGCGUCACCUAACUUAUUGUAUGUUGCAUCCAUCCGUUCAUACCCUACCACAACAAAGAAGACGACGAAACUGCCAACGCGCCCCUCUCCCCUCUCGAGACUCGGAAACUCCAAUCAUUCCAGCGAGCUGUGAUCAAUUUUCUCCAAAACCGAUCUGAAGUUAGUUUGGCAUUUGGUCUACACUGAUUUUUUACUUCUCAAAAUAAUUUAGGUGAAAUUUGAGUAAAAUGGAUAUUUCAUGAUCAUAGCCAAACGUUUCCAUCGGUUUUCGAGCGGCUGUCACUAUUUUUCACACAAAUUUUGAGCGACAAAACGUUUCAGCGCUGCCCCUUGUUCAAACUCUCUUUCGUUCAUAUGUAAUUUGUUCCUAGCAACGAGUGCAAUUUUAGUUCAACAAAUUUCGGAUCGGUUUCGUUGAAGGAACUGCCGCAUGCUUUGUUAAAGUAAAAUUAAAUUCUAGUUUUUAAUUGGCAAUGAACAAUCGGUUUGAAUUAGCAAAGGAAAAAAUGAAGCGUAUUUUAUGUAAUUUGAUUAUUAUUUUGACCUGCUAGUCACUUUGGAUCGUGCUGUAAAAUUUUUUAAAAAUAAAUUCCUCGCUCUCCUUAUGUUCUGUGAAAAUUAAGCAUAUAAAUGGUGUGUGUAAAUAUAAAUUGUUAGAGCUUUUGCUAUACCCCUCUUUCUUCCCCCUUAAUUUUUUUAAGCAUUUAAUUCUUCUUUUUGUGCUGCGUCGACUUUACGAAAAUUGCUCCAGCGUCGACCUACAACAGGUCGGCGCAUAAAUAGAAAGAUCUUUUGCGUACUUCGUUUCCAUCAAUGUAGACAGAUAAUUGUAUCAAAUAAAAAAGCAUGAAAAUGCCAAAAAUUAAAAUAAAAA